Molecule: messenger RNA, 3720 nt
Organism: Pseudoliparis swirei
Lineage: Eukaryota; Metazoa; Chordata; Actinopteri; Perciformes; Liparidae
Product: ectonucleoside triphosphate diphosphohydrolase 3-like
Exons: 11
Coding region: 619-2127 (502 amino acids)
Biological process (GO): nucleoside diphosphate catabolic process
Cellular component (GO): plasma membrane
Molecular function (GO): UDP phosphatase activity; GDP phosphatase activity
Source: RefSeq, a predicted model, not a curated record
UUGUGUUGUGUACAGUAGAUAACUCACAUUUAUGGAAUAGUGUACACUGUGAGUGUUGCAUGAAGUGAAUAUGUGUAAAAUCUAAUAUCCAUAUCUAAUAUCGUAUAGAAGUAGACUUAUUGUUGCUUUGCACCUAAAUGGUAAAGGGGCUGUACUUGUAUGACACGUUUCUAGUCUUCCGACUACUAAAAGUGCUUUAUUAUUAUUAUUAUUAUUAUGGAAAGUCGCUGACAUGGUUUAAGCCUCCUGGAGCCGACAGGACCCGGGUGGUAAGAGCUGGACGACGUGGGCCAGUGGAGCCAGAGAGCAAUUCAUGUUCAUCUUGAAGUCCUUCUUCUGACCCGGUCAACAUGAAGAUGACUUCCCGCCCCGAUCUGUGAUGUAAAAGAAGAACACAUGUUGUCCGUGUGGUUUGGUUGCUGACGAUGGAGGAGACAGGUGUGCGCUGAGGGCUUUACCAGCUGUAAAAGAAGCUCCAACGGUUCCACAACAAACCCGUUGGAGCAGAGCUGCCGGUCGGCUGCAGCCGGACACACGUUCCCCAUCACCACCUCGGCUUCAUGGCCGACCUCCCGCUGCACGAACGGCUCAAAGAAAGAACAACUUCCUGGUUCUGAAAUGGCUUCUAAGCGUCCGAUGGGCUCCACGUGUCGCGUCGCAGGAGUGCUGCUGCUGCUUCUGGCCAGCAUCGCUGCCCUUGUUGCUGUGGCGGUCAUCCAGGACACCUGGAGGUUCAAAGAGUACGGCUUGGAGUACGGCAUCGUGAUCGACUCGGGCUCGUCGCGCUCCAACGUGUACCUGUACGAGUGGCCGGGGGAGAAGCAGAACCAAACGGGAGUUGUGACUGAGAGGAUGAACUGCCGGGUGGCCGGUGCCGGUAUCUCAGAGAUGCAAGUCGACCCGAAGAAGGACGAAGCCUCGUGGAAUGGAUUCCGUGGAUGCAUGCUCAACAUCACUAAAGCCAUCCCUGUUGAGAAGCAGCAGAGCACGCUCCUCUUCCUGGGAGCGACGGCUGGAAUGAGACUGCUGCAUGAGAAGGAUGAACAGAAGUCCAAUGAAAUCCUGGGAAGUCUCAGAGAAUACCUGAAGACGCUGCCUUUCAGCUUCCAAAACGCUUCCAUCAUCACGGGUCAGGAGGAAGGGCUGUACGGCUGGGUCACGGUCAACUACCUCAUGGAAAACCUCCUCACGAAACACUUUUGGAACAUCUACGCACACCCAAAAGGGGAAAAGACCAUCGGGUCCAUGGACCUCGGGGGAGCGUCCACACAGAUUGCCUUCGCGGUCCAGGAGGAUCUCCAGGGACCGGACUACCUGCACGUCAAGCUGUACGGCUACCCGUACAACGUCUACACACACAGUUUCCUCUGCUACGGCAAAAAUGAGGCUGGGAAGAGGAUCCUGGACAAAAUAGUGAAGGGAUCAUCCGACCCCUCCUACAUUCUUAACCCUUGCUAUCCUGAAGGUUACAACAUCACCAUGAAGGCCUCGGCUAUUUACGACACCGAGUGCACAAAGAAGCCAAAGGACUACGACCCCGACCGAGAACUCCUGAUGGUGGGAACCUCCAGCUCCGACGAGUGCGGCCGCUUGGUGAAGUCCAUCUUUGAUUUCAAGACGUGUUCCUCGCCCCAGUGCUCCUUCGACGGGAUCGAGCAGCCGCCCGUCGAAGGAGAUUUUAUGGCAUACGCGGGGUUCUUCUACACCGUGAGAGCGCUCGGGAUUGAGGGAAUGUCAGAUCUGGAUAACUUUUACGACACCGUGAAGAACUUCUGCCAGUCCCAUUGGACAGUGCUGAGGGCAUCUGAGGAAAGGAAGAUGAUCUCUGAUGAUUACCUGAAGUCUUACUGUUAUUCGGGUCACUACGUCUCCUUAAUGCUGGUGAAUGGAUACAAGUUUGACAAAGAGACCUGGAAAAACAUUGUCUUCCAAAAAGAGGUCGAGAAAACCAGCAUCGGUUGGAGUUUGGGCUACAUGCUGACGAUGUCCAACAUGAUCCCGUCUGAAGUGAAAGAAAUCCACCCCCUGACCAACCCCGUGUUUGCCGGCCUCAUCUUUCUCUUCUCGGCCCUAACGAUCAUAACGGUUGUCUUUGUUUUCAUAUUCCUGGUUCGCGCUUGCUACUGAGAGCUCCGGCCACAGAGGAACGGUCGGCGAGUCGUGGGAGGUACGGCAGCGUUAGCCGAGGCGCUGUAUUUUUUCAGCCCGAGCUUUUUACUGCCCUCAAUUUCAAUCAUGAGGCCUUCAUGGAAACCCAAAGAAGAGCCUCAAGAUGAACCCGGUGUCCGUGUGUUCGCUCCGGACGUCGAGUCUGCGAGCGAGCUUCGCUUGUUGACUGGUUCGAUUGAGCCGUGACAAAACCCCUUUCAAAAUAAAAGAACAGAGUGCCUGAAUGAGGCACAGAUAACAUAACGAACCCCAGACGUGUCCACGACUUGUUCUCGUCGCACAUUGCGUAAUCUUAAAGUGCCGCGCUGCCUUUGCAUCGUGUGCUUCCAGACGUGGCCCCUGAGGGGAGCCAGGAGCCGCCUCUGUGUUCCACGUGUCAUUGAACUUCUCUCAGCACCCAGUGGGACGGCCCUCUGCCACGUACGUGUUUUAUGUCUAUACUGCAUUCUGUUUAUCAGGGAUCGCCGCGGUUGUCACGCGGCCGCUCUGCCGACGCGUGCCCUCCGCCGCAUGAAGGAGGAGCUCCUACCUCGCCGGGUGAUGGACGUUAUUACCUUCGCAUUGAAAAUGCGGAAGGUAAUAACGUCGCCGUGUAUUUGUAUGUGUGCGUGCGUGUUACUCGCAUAACUCAAAAAGUAUUAAACCGAAUCGCAUGAAAUUUGGUGGGAUGAUUGGUUAUUAUCCGGGGACCAGUUGAUUAGAUUUUGGGAUCGAUCGGGUAAAAGGUCAAGGUCAAGGUCAUGGAAAGGUCAAAAUAUUCUUUUUACCAUAGCGCGGUCAAUUUUCAUCCAAUUGGCAUGCAACUAAUGCCAAAAUGUUCAUAAUUCAAUGCCCAAUCUUGUGAUAUGCGAAGGUAUGCGCUCUACCGAGUGCCCGUUCUAGUUUACGGUGCUUUGAUGUGAAGUCUUGUUUUUGAAGCCCCGCCCCCUGCCUCUGGUUGGCCGGUCCGCGGGGCUUUGUGAACAGAACGGGUCCAGCUCAGUGUGGAUGAACAGGAUCGGAUCAUUUCUUCUCACAUGUGGAUGUUUUCACCGGGGUGACGGCCGUCUUGCAUCGUGCUCCAAUAUAUCAUAUGAAUGUCCCGAUUAUGAGAGAUGCACAUUGAAUGAAAUAAUAAAAGAUUAAACUGCAGAGCCGUUGUAGAGUGAUGUUUUGUUGUGGUUUCAUAACUGAAAUGAAUAGUGUCGUGUAUUUUCAUAUUACUCUUAAAAGAUACAGCUAGUUUAUAGAUCUGAGGCCUACAAGGCCUCAAGCAUAUUUGGAGGGAAAAGCUCUUUUGUCAUCAAGCUGGCGCGACAGUUCACAGCAGGGAACGGCGCCAUAGAUCCAUAUUUGGUGGCCAACGUGCCGGAGAGGAAGGGGGGCUAUGGGGAUUCUUUGGGGAGCCUAUAGAAUCGAACAUGAGACCUCCCCUCUGUCUCUUGUCUAUAUAAACUGUAAACACACAUAUCUCCGUUGAAUUCCUGAUACACGACCCGUGGAUUCCCAGCCGUUCGAACGAAGCGUCUGUUUUACUUUGUACUUUGAAAGAAUAAACUUCGUGUUCUUUGA